Molecule: messenger RNA, 3357 nt
Organism: Hibiscus syriacus
Lineage: Eukaryota; Viridiplantae; Streptophyta; Magnoliopsida; Malvales; Malvaceae
Product: kinesin-like protein KIN-14I
Exons: 19
Coding region: 162-3188 (1008 amino acids)
Biological process (GO): microtubule-based movement
Molecular function (GO): microtubule binding; microtubule motor activity; ATP binding
Source: RefSeq, a predicted model, not a curated record
CUAAUUUCUAUAUAUAUAUAUUUUUAGCUUCAUUUCCUGUCAUUUGGGAGAUUUAUUUUAUGAUCAAUUCGGUUUCCUUUUGGGGAUUUUCGUUUUGAUUUUUCUGGAUGGUGGAGUUGUGAGAAUUUUAUUUUUUUUUGGGAAUAGUUUGUGGAGAGAAAAUGGCGGCGGAGGGAACGUUGUCGCUUUCAGUUGCUUCAGUUGUGGAAGAUGUAUUGCAACAGCACGGCGAUCGCUCCCAAGAUCUUGAUUUGGAAUCCAGAAAAGCCGAGCUAGCUGCAUCAAGGAGGUAUGAAGCGGCUGGAUGGCUGAGGAAGAUGGUUGGAGUAGUUGCGGCCAAAGAUUUUCCGGCGGAGCCAUCGGAGGAAGAAUUCAGGCUUGGUUUGAGGAGUGGAAUGGUCCUUUGCAAUGUUCUUAACAGAGUUCAACCUGGAGCUGUGCCUAAGGUGGUGGAACGUCCAUGUGAUGCACCUCCCAUACCUGACGGAGCUGCAUUGUCAGCAUAUCAGUACUUUGAAAAUGUGAGGAAUUUUUUGGUAGCUGUACAAGAUCUGGGACUUCCAACAUUUGAGGCAUCUGAUCUAGAACAAGGAGGCAAAUCUUCAAGAGUGGUGAAUUGUGUUCUGGCGCUCAAGUCCUAUAACAAAUGGAAGUUCUCUGGUGGAAAUGGAGUGUGGAAAUUCAGUGGAAAUACAAAACCUGCAACCACCACAUUGGCCAAGCAAUUUGUGAGGAAAACUUCAGAGCCUUUCAUGAACUCCUUCCAGAGGACUUCAUCGAUGAAUGAAAAAUUAUCCAAUGAUCACGUCAAUGAGAUUGAUACUAAUAAAAUGCAGACUGGUUCUGGUUCGUUAAGUAUGCUGGUUCGGGCCAUUUUAACAGAUAAAAAGCCUGAAGAAGUUCCGAUGCUGGUUGAAUCUUUGCUCGGUAAAGUUGUAGGGGAGUUUGAGCGUCGUAUUGGAAGCCAAGAUGAAGUGAUGAAAAAAAUUUCAGAUGACACCACUGCUUCUGAUUUCAAUAAGGCUCAGCGGAAACCAAUUCCUGGGGAUAAAAUGAUUGAGGAAAAGAACAUCAAAGUGAUGAACAAAGACAAUUGCUUUCAUAGCAACAUCACUGGUGACAAACUAAAAGGUCAAUCUCCUAAAUUACAAAUGAUUCUUGAUCAACAACAAGGAGAUAUUCAGGACCUAAAGCAUACUAUUAAUGCCGCAAAAAUGGGCAUGCAAUACAUACAAAUGAAAUUUCAUGAAGAGUUCAACAAUCUUGGUAUGAAUAUCCAUAGCUUAGCUCAGGCUGCUUCUGGUUACCAUAGGGUUCUAGAAGAAAAUCGCAAGCUAUACAAUCAAGUGCAGGACCUUAAAGGAAGUAUCCGUGUUUAUUGCCGUGUGAGACCAUUCUUGUCCGGUAAAUCUAGCUAUCUAAGCAUUGUGGAUCGUAUAGAAGACGGAAACAUCACUAUCAGCAUCCCAUCAAAGAAUGGUAAAGGAUGCAAGACCUUCACCUUCAACAAAGUCUUUGGGCAAUCCGCAACUCAAGCGGAGGUAUUUUCUGAUAUGCAGCCACUUAUUCGGUCAGUUCUUGACGGAUACAAUGUUUGCAUAUUUGCAUAUGGCCAGACAGGGUCAGGAAAGACAUACACUAUGGUUGGACCCAAAGAACUAACAGAGAAAAAUCAAGGAGUUAAUUAUAGAGCGUUAGGUGAUUUGUUCAUGUUAGCUGAACAAAGAAAGGAUACUUUCCGCUAUGAUGUUUCUGUUCAGAUGAUUGAAAUUUAUAAUGAGCAAGUCAGGGAUCUCCUUGUUACUGAUGGAAGUAACAAAAGGUUAGAAAUUCGCAACAGUUCUCAGACAGGUCUCAAUGUACCGGAUGCAAACCUCAUGCCUGUUUCAUCAACAUCUGAUGUUAUUGAUCUGAUGAACCUAGGACAAAGGAAUCGGGCAGUUGGUGCGACAGCUCUAAAUGAUCGUAGUAGCCGAUCUCAUAGUUGUUUGACAGUCCAUGUUCAAGGAAGAGAUUUAACAACGGGAACUGUUCUCCGAGGCUGCAUGCAUCUUGUUGACCUCGCAGGAAGUGAGAGAGUUAACAAGUCCGAGGUAACGGGGGAUCGAUUAAAAGAGGCCCAACACAUAAACAAAUCUCUAUCAGCUUUAGGAGAUGUGAUUUCUUCCCUUGCCCAAAGGAACACACACGUUCCUUACAGAAACAGCAAACUAACUCAACUUCUUCAAGAUUCACUCGGAGGGCAGGCCAAGACACUAAUGUUUGUUCACAUAAGCCCGGAGCCUGAUGCCCUGGCUGAAACAGUAAGUACUCUCAAAUUUGCGGAGCGUGUGGCUACUGUUGAACUUGGCGCGGCGCAAGUGAACAAAGACACCGAAGAUGUUAAAGAGCUCAAAGAACAGAUCGCUAGCCUUAAGGCAGCAUUGGCAAGGAAAGAGGGAGAAACGGAGCAAAGGCAACAAUCUAUAUCCAGCACUGGUCGCUCUGAAAAAUACAGAACAAAGGCUAGUAGUGACUUGUUGCCGCUUAGUCCUAAUCACCGGGUUGGAGAUAUGUUGGGGGUGAAACAACUCAUGGGUGAUGUGGGUAACAUCAAGGUGGGCAUGAACCUUACAUUGAGGCAAGAGAAGCAAAUCUUUCCUCUUGAUGAGAUACUAGCAAAUUCACCUCCAUGGCCUCCUGUUACCAGUCCUACACAAAACUUUCGGGAUGACGAGAAAGAAUCAGGCUCGGGUGAGUGGGUGGACAAGGUCAUGGUGAACAAGCAAGAGGCCAUUCCCUUAGGAUGUUGGGAAGUAGAAAAUGGGAAUUUGCCCAAUGCCUUUUUCCAGAAAUAUCUCCAAGAUUCUUCAAAUAUUUAUCCAGAUCAAUCAACAUAUAAUAUGUUCAUUGGGGAUAAUAGGUUCAGCAUGGCGGCUAACGAUGACAUAGAUGACCUUGAUGCUGCUACCAGUGACACAUCCGAACCCGAUUUGCUUUGGCAAUUCAAUCACUCCAAACUUAGCAGCAUAACCAAUGGGAUUGGGAUUGGAUCAAAGGCCAAGAAGCCUAUUCCAAAGUCUGCAGGUUCCCGAGAACAGAGCAAAAAUUUAUAUCCAAUGCCAGGGCCGUCACCAUCCAGGAAACAAGGAAAUGGGAGGCAGCCAGCUUCUGCUGAUGGGAAACGCAAAACUGCAAGUAGAAAAUAACAUGUUCAUAUAGCCAUUAAAAUCACGUUGGAGUGAUUUCUGAUUCUUCGUUUUGUUAUUUUUUUUCUUUUAUAUUUGUUAGGGAAUGAGGAAGAGAUAAAGAGGUUUUACAUAUACGUAAUUACGUAUGUAUUUUUUCAAUUUAAUUGUAAUUAUUAAAAUGAAUACA